ACAGAGCGCUAUGAAAUGUAUCUUCGAGGACUAGACUUUACGAUCGUAACGGACCACAAGCCUCUAGUAAAAAUAUUCAGUGAGUCUUCGAAGCCAAACCAACGCCAAGAAAGAUGGGUCCUCAGAAUGCAAUCUUUCCGGUACAGUAUUGUUUAUUCACCGGGAGAGACAAACAUUGCCGAUCCCUUGUCGCGUCUUUCCGAAUGCGAUAUAGCAAAAACAUUCGACAAACAAACAGAACAUGUUUUAAGCGCUAUAGUUGAAGUUACUAAACCAACUGCCCUGACUAUGUCCGAAAUCGUUCGUCAAUCCCAGGAAGAUGAACAAAUCCAAUGCGUGAUGCGCGCAUUGAUAGAUGGCGACUGGGACUCGGUUCCUAAAGGGUUUCUUCCAUUCAAGACCGAGUUAUGCUCAGUGAGAGACGUACUGCUACGAGCUAACAAAAUUGUGAUCCCAGAAGGACUUCGAGCCGGUGUGCUGGACCUUUCCCACGUAGGGCACCCUGGAAAAGAGAAAAUGAAACGUCGAUUGAGAGCUGCUGUGUGGUGGCCGGGGAUAGACAUGGAUGUGGAGAAAAAAUGCAGAAGCGCUGAUUUCUUAGGUCCUCUGCCAAACGGAAAAUAUAUCUUCGUUUUGGUGGAUCUGUAUAGUCGAUUUGUGAUUGCUGAAUUUAUGACCAGAACUACUUCCGCCGAUGUUAUCCGCUUCCUAAAACAAGUCUUCACUAGAAUGGGCCUCCCAACAGUUUUGACCACAGAUAAUGCGAAAAACUUUUCAAGCCAAGAACUCAAGGACUACUGCGUUGACUUCGGUAUAAAACUGUCACACACAACACCUUACUGGCCAAGCGCAAACGGAGAAGUUGAGAGGCAGAACCGAUCUCUGUUGAAGGUUUUAAAAAUUAGCCAACAGAAAGGUACAAAUCUGGAGGAAGCCCUACAGGAAUACUUAUAUAUGUACUCUGUAACACCUCACAGCGUGACCGGGGUUGCCCCCGCAACAUUAAUGUUCGGUAGGCGAUUCCGUGAUCUGUUUCCACAUUGGAACGAAGUUGAAACCUUGGACGAAGAAAUGCGCGAUAGAGAUAACAUCAUCAAACACCAAACGAAGGAGAGUCGGGACAGACGAGUGGGAGCCAAGGAAGCAUCUAUCCAGGUGGGAGACGAGGUGCUAAUGAAAAACACGCUGCCAAGAAAUAAACUGUCUCCAACUUUCUUGCCGACUCCUACAACAGUAACUGCCAAGCACGGUAGCUCUAUCACCGUAAAGGCUCCAUCCGGACAAGAGUACACACGGAACAGCUCACAUCUUAAACUCAUACCACGAACACAGGAAGAACGUAACUCGGUGUCAUCGGAUGCCUUUGAAGCUGAAGAGUGGAAUAAGGAUUCGUCAGGAUGCAGCCGCUCCCGUCCAACGCGUAUCACAUCUGCACCUAAGAGGUUCGAGGACUACAUCAUGCAACCGGCAGAUAGUGUCUUCGAAUAA
Molecule: messenger RNA, 1488 nt
Organism: Uranotaenia lowii
Lineage: Eukaryota; Metazoa; Arthropoda; Insecta; Diptera; Culicidae
Exons: 2
Coding region: 16-1488 (490 amino acids)
Biological process (GO): DNA integration
Molecular function (GO): nucleic acid binding
Source: RefSeq, a predicted model, not a curated record